Messenger RNA from Sodiomyces alkalinus F11, 604 nucleotides. RefSeq lists its product as hypothetical. NCBI's taxonomy places the organism in Eukaryota, Fungi, Ascomycota, Sordariomycetes, Glomerellales, Plectosphaerellaceae. The record is from RefSeq and is a predicted model, not a curated record. The transcript has 3 exons. Bases 182 to 487 code for a protein of 101 amino acids.
CCUUAAUAGCCCCCGCAGUGAUCAGCUAUCUGCCCGCGCGGUUAAAUGGCCUUUGUUCCUGGACAGACUCAUCAGAUGUGACUCAGUUGACGGCUGUUCGACACCAUAUAAUACUUCAAAUGAAGUCGCGUCCGCGAAAUUGUGCUUCUUUAGGGAUUUAUAGACACCGCAUGUGACGGAUAUGCGUAUCCUCAUCCGAGGGCGACAUCAGGCUGGGCUGGUCCCAUGGCUAAAGCCAACUAAUAGGCCAUCUCGCCAGACGCCGCCUCACCGUUCUCCUCGCGGCGCGUACAAGGCCACGCUGCCGCCUAGCCCCACACCACAUCACCAUGCUCCCAACCCAUCAUCUCCUACACCUCCCGCCAUACCCGAUAACGGCAUCCGCCUGCUCGCCCUCGACGGCGGCGGCGUCCGCGGCCUCUCCUCCCUCAUGAUCCUGCGCAGCCUCAUGACCGCCGUCGACCCCGACAACUUCCCCAAGCCCUGAGACUACUUCGACAUGAUCGGCGGCACCAGCGCCGGCGGCCUCAUGGCCGUCAUGCUCGGUCGCCUGUGCGACGAGCAUACAAACAGGUAACACCAACUGCUUGACGAGUUACCGCUC